Chara braunii is the source of this 2746-nucleotide messenger RNA. NCBI's taxonomy places the organism in Eukaryota, Viridiplantae, Streptophyta, Charophyceae, Charales, Characeae. The record is from the annotation of a GenBank genome assembly.
UAGCGUUACCUCGGGCUGCCCAACGGUCGGAAACACGAAUUUCUUUAACCGUCCACCCCCGGCCGGUGGCUGCAGCAAUUUCGUACGUUGUCGUCUUCCCUCCUGCAACGUGUGUCUCCGGGCGCCGCGAUCGCGACAGCCAAGUGCGUCCCCUCUCCUUCAUGGCUGACCUGUGCCGCAGGCUGCCUUUGUUGCUGCUUGCCGCUGUACUGCUGCUUGCCGUUGUCGUCUUUCAUAUCUGCAUCCUCGGUCGCGUCCCAGGGAGGAAACAUAGGCGCCGAACGACGAAGGCGACCGGGAAGAUGGAGAAGGUGCAGACGAAGAGGACGAUGUCCGUAGGGGCUGGUGGGUCGUCACGUCAGCGUUGCAGCUCUGCGGAAGGCGGCAAGCGCCCGUACGACCCGACGCUGUACAGCCACCUGCCGUCCCACGAGAUUCCAUUGCCUCCGAGUGACGACGACAGCGACGAGCCUCGAUCAUCAACGGUUCCUCUGGGCAGCGGUUCGACGCAGGAUUGGAUGGGGAGCCAGCUCUUCGGUUUGAGGUCUGGGAGUGGCCAGGACGUCACGCACACCGUUCUCGUGAACCCGGGUUCUGCCAGCAACCACACAGCGCCUUCGGUGGGGCCGUGUGGCCUUCCUGACACCCGCGGCCGGGGUUGUGGUCAGUCGGGCGACGAACGUGGACUCGUUUCGCGAGGGCGGACAGCAGUGGACACAGCAGGUGUUCGUGCGGAGGGGACGAGGACAGGUGGAUCGACAACGGCAGGCGGCGCAGUCGACCGAGGAGGGGAUGACGCUGACGGCUACGUUGCAGAGGUCGCGGGGCGAGAGGUUUGGGAUGAUUACCGGCGACAAUCGCGACAAUCUAGCACGUCCGCCAUAACGAGAGGGGUGGCGAAGAUCAAUGUACGGGCGGACGACACACCCGACGAUUGCGACGGUGCGGGUGGUGAAGAUUUGUCGGCAGGCGACGGGGGCAACGACAACGACGAGGACGACGACGGAGAGAUGGAGAUUCGUCCGCUGGGGAAGAAACGGGGAGGGCCGAGGGUGACGAGCAAGUCCAGCGAGCCGCGCGCGGGGCGGAGAGGCAAGAAGACUGUGGGAGAUGCAUCGGCAGGCGACGAAGCGAAAAGCAAGGAUUUUUGGACCGUGGAACACGUGAUUGCUCUUGUCAGAGCUAAAAGAGACCAGGAUUUGCAUCUUGCUGGCCUCGGCCACAACAUGGGAAGGAUGAAAACGAAGACAUGGAAGUGGGCCGACAUCGAGAGCAGGCUCGUGCAGAUGGGGGUGACGACUAGAAAGGCUGAUGACUGCGGGAAAAAAUGGGACAACUUGUACAUGCAGUUCAAAAUUGUGCACAAGUUCAUGGGAGAAUCGGGGAAGCCUGAUUUCUUCUCACUGGCGCCGCGGAAGAGAAAGGAGCGGGGGUUCGAUUUUCGGAUGGACGAGCGUGUGUAUUCGGAGAUGAUAUCCAUGUCCAAGGGCGAUCACACUAAACACCCCACGAAUCUGGCGGACACGGGUGCGGCGGGAGGUGUUCAAUUGCCAGGCCGGAGUGGAGGUCGGAACGAAUCAGGCGGUAGUGACGGAUGCGGGGAUGGGCAGGACGACGAUCAAGGAUCGACGCGAAAUUCAAGUUUCAGCGGCGGUGUUGUGGGCGGGUGCGGCAAAAGRAAGAAUGUGAGACAACAGACCUUCGACACGAUGGCGGACGUCAUGAAGGACCACAGGAGUCUGAUGGCGACGACAGUGGACAGCGCGAGCAAGAGGCAGUGCUCAAUUCUGACUAGGCAAUGCGACAUUCUCGAGCGAGAGCUAGAAGUGCAGAAGGAGCACUACGUGAAGACGGACCAGGCGAACCUGUUGAUGUGCGACGCCCUUAUGGAGAUUGCUAAAGCGAUCCACUUCUUGCCAGAAGAAGUGGUGAUGGUGGACGCGCAAGGUACUUCAGCGGCGCCGCGAUUGGGUUUCGGGCGAGAUGGGUUGACGAGGGAACAAGUGUCCGCUGUGAAGCAGAGCAUUGCUGCUGGUGCUGCCGGGGCGUCACAAAGGACCCCGAAGGCGGCAGGGGUUGUCAUAACGGAGGUGCACGUCCCGAGGCAACUUCCCGCGGCGAGGGGGCUGGGCCAACCACGUCAGCCACUUCCACUGCAACAGCUGGGGGCUUCAAAGGGGGGGAAAGCACAGCCCGCGCAAAAGGGCGAUGCAACGGCGAUCGACACUCGGAGGGCGGCGGCGGAUCGCUGUGGUAGAACCGCAGUCGCCGAAGGUGCGGGCGAGGAGAGGGUAGACGACGUCCGCCACGACGAGGGAAGAAGAGACGGAAAGCGGGAGGGCGACGACGACGACGACCGUCCACUUGUGACGAGGUUGAAGGGAGCCGCAAAGGAGGAUGGUCUGGAGGAAAGAUCGAAGUUGUGGGUUGAUUGCGACUCUUUCGAGGGUCAGGGACCGGGGAAACCCUUGAGGGAGGCGGUUGGCGAGUGCGCGGACUACUUCGUCACAAUCGCCAAUGGAGACGUGGGAGCUGAACCGCCUGCGAUGCUCAUACUGCCGCCGAACGACGUGCCGCGCUUCAAGAUCGACGACCCUGCGCAGCGUGAACCAGCUCUGCGCAAAGCGCGCAACGUCGAGAAACUGGUGUUGCGCGCCAUCCACCGCUGAAUCUUCAAAUCAUCGUCGCGGUCGGCUGGAUUCGCUCGUGCAGAGUUGUACAUGAGUGUCGACAUUGCCACAGACGU